AUGUAUGUGAAAUGCUUUGAUACAGUAAUGUUUUACUAUGUGAUUUUAGUGUAUUCAGUGAAUGUCCCUUUUUCACAUUUUUACAUUUCCUGCCGUUCCGUCCCCGUACGUCCCGAAGUCGCAGGGAACGGAACCCAGAAGACAGAUGCCGGCAUUGGCCGGGGACACUGCAGGAGGGACAUCAUGGGAGCGAAGGACAAGGUCAGUGAAGAAGAGAUCCCGGAGCAGCGCUGCAGGGUAUUCCCGAGUGUAGCUUGGGGUUACUGCUUGUGCUACACUCGGGAAUACCUCCAGGGAGGUUAAGCU
Molecule: messenger RNA, 306 nt
Organism: Staurois parvus
Lineage: Eukaryota; Metazoa; Chordata; Amphibia; Anura; Ranidae
Source: the annotation of a GenBank genome assembly